Molecule: messenger RNA, 1167 nt
Organism: Lycium barbarum (goji berry)
Lineage: Eukaryota; Viridiplantae; Streptophyta; Magnoliopsida; Solanales; Solanaceae
Exons: 1
Coding region: 1-1167 (388 amino acids)
Source: RefSeq, a predicted model, not a curated record
AUGAAGAAUGACAAAGGAAAAGAGAAGGGGAAAGACAAGGAGCAUAGUAGCAAAUCAAAAGAAACACAAUCAGAAGUGGAUCUAAAUCAGAAUGGGGUGUACAAGAAUGGCAAACUCGUAUAUGAGAACUGGAAUGUUGUGCAAAACAAAAAGCAUAAAGGAAAUACUAAGGAUGCUACACAUCAGAGAGGAAAUGACAUGGCUAAAGAUACAGCAAGCACUAACAAAUUUGAGACACUGGUGGAUUUGAAUGAGGAGAUGCAAGAGGAGAAUACCAAGCAAAGUGAUAAACAACAAAAUGCACACAAAGGGGAGGAGACAUCCAAGCCUUGGGUUGAAAAGUCCUUUGGCAAGGUAACGGAUUCAAGCAAGGGCAAAGAGGUGGGCAAGGAGGAGGAUACUGUACAGAUAAUUAUGGAGCAUAACAAAGGAAACAACAUCAAGGAGAACAAAAAUAAUGCUGAAAAAGCUGAACAGCAGGAUAAAGGAAAGGAACAACAGCAAGUCAAUGAACAAAGAAAAAUUCAGAACAAUGAGAUACAAACUACUGCAGAUCAGGAAAGUAGAAACCAGCAGGUUGAAAGAGAUAUUGUGCAGCUUCAUGAGAAGUCAACUCAAGUGACCAGUGAACAGGAGCAUCCUAAAAAACCACCAGAUGAUAAUCAAUCUAUGGCAUGGGAGCAGCAACUGGAUCAUGUUGGAGUACCUGCAGAAUCAGCAACAACUGGUACAUCAGCAAUAGCAGACACACAAGAGGGGUACAUUGACACUGCUAUAAGUAAGGAGAAUAGUAACCAAAUAUACAAUAAUGAAGGGCAAACAAAAAGGGUAGCAGGGGAUCUAAGUGAAGCUAAACAGAAUACAGAACAUGAAGGAGACAACAUGGAAGAGAGAAAUUCACAACAGGUAGAUGAUAACAACAAAAACAAACACAAAGAAGAAGGUAACAGUCAACAGAUCCAAAAUGAAGUAGAAGUGGAACAAGAGGUUGACAUUGGAGACGAUGAUGAUGAAGAGAACAAACUGCUUGAGGACAAACCAGUUAGCUCUCCUAGAAAAGCAAGAAAGGAGAAUAAGCAAAGCAGACAAAGAGAUAAAAGUGUACCCCCUAAAACAGUAGGAGGUAUACAAACAAGGAAAGCAAUUGUCAAAUCUACUUCUCAAUGA